Messenger RNA from Galeopterus variegatus (Sunda flying lemur), 1850 nucleotides. RefSeq names its product damage-specific DNA binding protein 2, 48kDa (gene DDB2). The transcript has 10 exons. Gene Ontology annotation, biological process: response to UV; DNA repair. NCBI's taxonomy places the organism in Eukaryota, Metazoa, Chordata, Mammalia, Dermoptera, Cynocephalidae. Gene Ontology annotation, molecular function: protein binding; damaged DNA binding. Bases 198 to 1481 code for a protein of 427 amino acids. Gene Ontology annotation, cellular component: Cul4-RING E3 ubiquitin ligase complex; nucleus. The record is from RefSeq and is a predicted model, not a curated record.
CUCCAAGCCGGGUGGGGCUGGAGCUAGAAGCUAGUUUGAACAAGCCCUGGGCAUGUUUGGCGGGAAGUUGGCUUAGGUCGGACUACCUGUGGCCUCGCGGUUUCCUAGUCCCCGCCUUGUUUCUCCCCAGAGGCUUCUCAAUCCUCCCUCCAUGAUCUCGGCAUAGGGCAUAGUACCCCCUUUGCACGGAGGACGCGAUGGCUCCCAGGAAACGCCCAGAAACACGGAAGACCCUCGAGGUUGUGCUUCGCCCCAGGAACAAGAGGAGCCGAAGUCCCCGGGAACUGGAGCCCGAGGCCAAGAAGCUCUGUGUGAAGGGCUCCGGUUCUAGCAGAAAAUCUGAUUCAAGCUGCCUUUGGGAGGGGUUGGCUAGCCGGCGGGUCCCGCCAUCAUGCUGCAGCAUCAUCAGAGCCCUCCACCAGCAUAAGUUGGGGAAAGGUGCAUGGCCAUCUCUACAGCAGGGUCUCCAGCAGUCCUUUGUGCACUCUCUGGAGACUUACCGGAUAUUCCAAAAGGCCGCGCCCUUUGACAGGAGGGCUACGUCCUUGGCAUGGCACCCGACUCACCCCACUACCUUGGCUGUGGGUUCCAAAGGGGGAGAUAUCUUGCUCUGGAACUUUGGCAUAAAGGACAAACCCACCUUCAUUAAAGGGAUUGGAGCCGGAGGGAGCAUCACUGGGAUGAAGUUUAACCCUCUCAAUACCGACCAGUUUUUCGCCUCCUCAAUGGAGGGAACAACUAGGCUGCAGGACUUUAAAGGCAACACUCUCCGAGUUUUUACCACCUCAGACACCUGCAACAUCUGGUUUUGCAGCCUGGAUGUUUCCGACAAAAGCCGAGUGGUGGUUACAGGCGACAAUGUGGGGAAUGUGGUCCUGCUGAACAUGGAUGGCAAGGAGCUUUGGAAUCUCAGAAUGCACAAAAAGAAAGUGACUCAUGUGGCCCUGAACCCAUGCUGUGAUUGGUUCCUGGCCACAGCCUCCGUAGAUCAAACAGUGAAAAUCUGGGACCUGCGCCAGGUUAGAGGGAAAGCCAGCUUCCUCUACUCGCUGCCGCACAGGCAUCCUGUCAACGCAGCUUGUUUCAGUCCGGAUGGAGCCAGGCUUCUGACCACUGACCAGAAGAGUGAGAUUCGGGUUUACUCUGCCUCCCAGUGGGACUGCCCCCUGGGCCUGAUCCCGCACCCUCACCGUCACUUCCAGCAUCUCACGCCCAUCAAGGCAACUUGGCAUCCUCGGUACAACCUCAUUGUCGUGGGCCGAUACCCAGAUCCUAAUUUCAAAAGCUGUACCCCCUAUGAGUUAAGGACAGUCGAUGUGUUUGAUGGAAACUCAGGGAAGAUGAUGUGUCAGCUCUAUGACCCAGAAUCUUCUGGUAUCAUUUCGCUCAAUGAGUUCAAUCCCAUGGGGGACACGCUGGCCUCUGCAAUGGGUUACCACAUUCUUAUUUGGAGCCAGGAUGAAGCUGGGACACGGAAAUGAGGCACACUAAAGAAGGUGUGGGCCAAGCAAGGGGCUUGGAGCCCACCAACGGGUACACGUCCUGGGAAAAGAGGCAGUUGUUUGUUAAAGGGCCAAAGUAUCCAAGUCUUGGGGUUGGAGCAGGGUCACUGUAGAUGGGGCUGGGACUGGGACACUGGCAUGUUACUGCUCUGAACUUAGCUCCAGAAACUUCUCCAGAGUUGGCGACCCAGCUGCCCCAAGGGUCUCUGCUGUUAUCUAGCCUGGAACCAAGCUUAGCCUGGAACCAAGGUGCUUUUCUCCUCUCUCACGUCUGGUGGCAGAGUGCUCAGGUGGUGUGUUUGACUUAUGCUCACUAUUGACAUGGACAAUAAAACCAUACCCAACUGA